Messenger RNA from Aureobasidium musti, 4491 nucleotides. The record is from the annotation of a GenBank genome assembly. Lineage: Eukaryota; Fungi; Ascomycota; Dothideomycetes; Dothideales; Saccotheciaceae.
CUGUCGAUGAGGCUGAAUGCGGAGAAGGCAAUGGCGAGCCAGGAACAAAACAGUCUCGAGAGCGAGCACGGUAUAUCUUUACUGCAUGAGAAGAUACUGCAAGAGAACAACCACUUUGCUCUGACCCAGCCAUCCCAGAGGCCAAACAACGAUGCGCCAAAUGUUCACUCACGCCCUCGCCACACGUCAAACACAAAGAUUCAGCGGUUGAAACCCUCGUCUACCGCUCCUGCCGUAUCAGCCACACCGGACAUGGACUCGACAGAUUCACAACAUGCUGUUCCUUCGCUAACCAAGCACACAACAUUCCAUGGCUUUCCCCUUCCGCUCGACCUCGAUGGCGACACCCAGCCAAUGCCCUCACAAUUCUACAAAAACUUCACCAGCGGACUUGGACCAGAAGAGGACACUCAACCAGACGAUGAACCCGCCCCAGAUACCCAACAAGAGACGCCGCAGAUAGACUUGAUGCAACAUUGGCAACAGCCCACCUACCACGAGCUUUCUAGCGAUGAAGAGGAGGAGAAAGAUGAAGGUCAAUACUUCUUGAGCUCCGUCGCAAGACCUACCUUCNCCAAGACGCCUGCGACUGCUGGCCGCAAGCGCAACCACCGUGGAGAUGUUAUACCUUCCACUACGAGCACAAAGACGCCAGGCUCAGGCGGUAUGUCGGCUUUCGCUUUUGGCAACGCUCCACCCUUGACCAGCACUCAGCUGUUCCAAGCUACACAAUCUCCUUCAAGUCCGGUCCCCGAUGUUCCGAGGAGCGAUCCAGUAUUGAGCCGACCAAGUCCAAACAUUAGACAGAGUUCGCCUGGACAGAAUCUGGCUUUCUCUUCGCCCUUGAAGGGUUUGGCACAAAGCCCCAGUCGAUCAGUCAACAUGGCAGGCAGAUUGAGCAGGCCGAGUACAAGAGAUGGUCUUUUCCAGAACAACAAUAUAAUCAUGGAUGGGCUCGAAGACAGAGGCGAGAACGAAUGGGAGUAUCAUGACCGUGAAGGAGUCAGCCUGGACGACCAUGUCCAUGACAGUUCAGCAAGCGAGUCAAUGGAUGAGUACGACGAGUUCGCUCAGUCAAUAAGAAUCAGUCAGCGACAAGCGUCAUCUUCACCCCAGCCAGAUCAGUCCGACGAAGAAAACGACCAUGUCGAGUCUUCGAGUCGUACCUCAACACAUUCCAGUCAUCACAAUCCGGAUAUCGAGACGCUCAAUGCCUCCGUCCCAUCAGGUCGUCAACAGAGCUCUCAUCAACUACCUACCACACAGAUGCUAGGCCAAGAUGCUGAGACUUCCGAUUAUGCUGUUGCCGAUUCGCAGCCCACCCGACACGACGAGACUCAACUUCCACCUCCUCUAGUCGAGCCUUCUUCCAUGUCAUCCUUUGUUCCUGGCUCUUAUCCUGUGAGCCAAACGACACAGCGCUUGGACGCCUUGAAGCGCGAUGCUGCAGACUCAUCAUCUAUCCCGAAGCCUCCGCCAACAACUAGCCAAGUCGCUCCUCACACACAGAACCGUCUACCGAGUAGUCCUCCCCAACUCCCUGCCGUGUCUGAAGAGAUCGAACAAGAAGAGGCUCUGGAUUUGAGGGAUCAACCUCGACCGGAUGAUGGUCACACAGGCAGAUCAUCGCCUUUACCAGAGACACGACCUGCUCCAUCUCAGAGGACUAAGGAGCUGAGGGAAGAUGAGCACAACCAAAGCUUUGCUGUUCCCGACACCGACCCCGCAGACGAGAACCGUUCUUCCAAUCAACAUCAAAAUCCCCUUAUCGAUGUAACGCUUGUACAGCAAUCGCUUUCGAAGCCGGCUGCGAACGCAGAUAAGGAUGUCUCUCCCGCUAUUCCUUCCGUUUCGCAAUUCGAGAAGCAUCGUGCGAGUCAGUUGCAGACCCAGAGCCAGGUUCAAAGCUCAUUAUCCAGCACCGAAAGUCCGCGCAAAGCCGCUGGUAUCCUCAAUUUCGCAGACAUUGCUACACAGCCUACACCUCCCAACGCUGUUUCCAGCAAGGACUUAGAUAUGAACAUUGAUAUACUCUCGAAUGACGAUCACGAUUUCAUGGACAUCAUGGCAUCGCCACCUGCGAAGAAGAUGCGCCUGUAUGGAAAGAAGGCAAGAGGAUUGGAGAGGACGAGGUCGAAAGUGGUCGACAAGAGCCCGGCCAAGCCGCAAGCUACCAUCAAGAGUCCGGCCAAAUCAGUCGCCAGGACAGUCACCUUUCACGAUGAUGUUGUACCAGAAAACAAGCAUAAUGAUGUCGCUCAAGUGGCUAUCAAUACUGCGGAUACUCCCAAACCAAUUGAUCAGCCCGAGUUGAGACACUCGGAGACAGCAAGCACCAUUGAUCCCAACUCGCAAACACAUGAGCCUGUUGAGACAUCGCCCACAAAGUCGCUGGGAGGAAUUCACACAUCUUCGACUGAUCAGGUCGUUGCAGAACUGCCAAACAGACCUGCCGACACAGUGGAAGUCGAAGCAGCGAAAGACGGAGAAAGACAANAAGCUAGUCUGCACUCACGCCAACCCACCCCAACAAGCAACGAAGAUCAAUCAACUCCACCUUCUGCCAGGAAACGAGAGCAGGCUGGUGCGUCUGCGGCAACAAAGGCACGCGAUGCAAUGCUCGCUCGUAAGUCCGUUGAAGUCAAGACUCCCAUUAACAAGGGCAGUCCGGGAAGACUUGUACGACCGAAGCGGAGAACUUCCGAACAGAGCCCGUUGCGAACGCCUAUUUUAAGAAGACAGGAGACUGGAAAGGCACCAAAGUCAAAACUUUCACAUGCGCAGCGCAUCUCACCAAACACUUGCCCUCAACAGGAAAAAGCAAUGGCGCCGGCAGAUUCUGUUCUUCAGGCAGGGGCUGCUUCAGAAGAUACAGCAAUUACGACCGAGCAAGCAGACACUGCUACUGACGUGUCUAUGGCCGAUGCCACGUUAGAACAGAACCAUGACCACAGUGAGAAUACCGUAUCAAGCGCUGAAAUUACUCAACCUGAUCGAGUUUUGGCUCUGUUCAAAGGUACUGGACAAGCAUAUUAUCCAGCUACAUGCCUGGGAGCAGCAACUCUAGAUGGUCUCAAACUACGCAUCCGCUUUGAUGAUGGUACAAUCACUCAGCUCGAUUCAUUUUUAGUACGCCGUCUCGAUCUGCGACGCGGUGAUCAAGUCAAGGUCGAUUUGCAAGGUGUGCGUAGUAAGGUCUAUGUUGUGGUCGGCUUCCAGGAUAGAGUUGAAAACCUUGAGCCUGAGUCUUACCCCAAGACUGAUGUUCAUGGGUUUGAGACGUUGCAGCUGGUGGCUAAAGAUCGAGAUAGUGUCUCAGCACUGCCCCGUGAGGACUCCGCAGCAUUGCUUCGAGUGCCUGUCACAAGCGCCUAUCUUACACAAACGAUGUGGGUUCGUUUCGAAGGCAGGAACUACCUUCCGUCUACAGCAAGUAUGACGACUAUUGCUACUGGUCAUUCGUCCCGCCCUCAAACACCAGUCCCCCGAAGCACCACUCUCGCAACACCAGCCUCUAGAUCCAGAAGAGGCACGGUCACCUCGAUACAUACCUCAACAAUCACUUCAGUGCGAUCGUUGGCACGACCAGAGUUUGCCUCACCACUUCCAGCUGGUCGCGGGAUAUUCUCUGGUAUGGCUUUUGCGGUAUCCUACAGCGCAGACUCACCCGAGAAGAAUUGUGUCCUUGAGCUUAUCCAAGCCCAUGGUGGUCUGACAUUAGAAAAAGGGUUUGAUGAACUCUUCUUUGUCAAGGACCUCGGGGACACUCCUGAAGACACAUACAGAGUUUCAUCCUCUGCUACUAAUGAUACCGAUGCCUUGGUCCUCUCAGCUCGUGCUCAAACUCUGGGCUUCGUUGCCUUGAUUGCGGAUAAGCAUUCUCGCAGAGCCAAAUAUGUCCAAGCACUUGCACUCUCACUGCCAUGUCUUUCAGGCCGCUGGAUUCUCGACUCGAUCGCCUCAGCCACACCUCUACCUUGGACCAAGUACCUCCUCCCAGCCGGAGAGUCCGCAUUCCUCUCUGGUGCAGUGCGCAGCCGGACUCUCUCGCCCUAUCUCCCAACCACGACUAAGCUAGCACAGACUAUACAAGAACGAGAAAAACUACUUCAAGGCGGCAAAGUUCUUCUUGUAAGCGCAGGAGUAGGUGGCAGAAAAUGGGAAGCCAGACGUGCUUAUGCAUUCCUGACUGUUGCCUUGGGUGCCAGCGUCGUUCGUAGAGUCUCUGGGCUCGACUCUGCCAAGCGCAUCCUCGACGCCGAAGAUGGGUGGGGCUGGGUGUAUGUGGAAGGCACCAUCGAAGAGGCAGAAAACGUACUCUUCCGAGGUGGCAGUGCUGAAGAUACAGGGAUCGCGAAGAAGGGACGUAAGAGGAAGAGAGAGGAUGAACAAAAUGAGAAGAUGGUUGCGGUCGGCCGUGAUGGAAAGGUCAAGAUCGUUGGGGACGAAUUUAUAGUGCAGAGUUUGAUUCUGGGUGAUUUGAUGUUGUAA